Cutaneotrichosporon cavernicola is the source of this 819-nucleotide messenger RNA. RefSeq lists its product as uncharacterized. The transcript has 2 exons. Bases 1 to 819 code for a protein of 272 amino acids. NCBI's taxonomy places the organism in Eukaryota, Fungi, Basidiomycota, Tremellomycetes, Trichosporonales, Trichosporonaceae. The record is from RefSeq and is a predicted model, not a curated record.
AUGCUGUCCCUCUCCUCUCCGUACCCUUCAAUACCGCGCUCCUCGUCCCCACUCAACCCCCUCCGCUCAUCAUCUCCGCCUCACCCACUCUCGUCCCCCACGCCCUCGGCCCACAAUCCCCUCCCGUUGACAUUCAUGUCGCCUUCUCACGCCGGGUCGUCACCGCGUCCCUUGUCGGCGAGAUAUACGCGCGGCUCGACUACGCGCGGCUCACCACGGCCCACUGCGCCAAAGCCGUCGCGCGAAUUAAUUCUGCCUGACCUCUUCACAGAGAGCGGCAACACUCCCACCCAGGGCGCAAUGUGGUGUAACCGGCUGGCGCGGCGGAUGGCCGACCGCGAGCGCAAGAAGCAGCGGCGCGAGGACGCGCUCACGCGCUUCCGCGGGAUGACGGACCACGAGGAGCCCGAGGACGAAGACGAGCGCGAGCGCCAGGCGCAGGCUGACGACGAGGAGAUCUUCCGCCGCCUGAUGGUUCUCCAGCGCCGCCGGGAACAGCACGCAGCGCUCGUGUCGCACGAGACCGAGACGGGAGGGAGUGACCCCGCACUCCCUGACAUCUGGGAGGAGGAGGUAGACGCGCUCGCACGCGAGGAGCGCGCCCUGUACCAGCACCUGAACGCGAGCUUCGCCGACGACGACGAGUGGGCGCGUGAAGCAGCUGCUGCAGAAGAGGCGGAGGCGUCUGCUGAGGCCGCGGAGCUUGCGUGGGCGGAGCAGGCGGAGCGUCAAGCCCGUGGGCCCGAUGAGUUUGACGAGGCCGAUUGGGCGGCAAUCGCUGCGCUGCAGGACGAGGCCGAGCCUAUGGACAUUGAAUAA